AUGGCUAAUGCUGAUGUGGAUUGGAAUACGGUUAACGCUAUCAUCACUGCAUACCAAAAAAAAAAACCCAUUGAAGACAAUCUAUUAUCUUCUACCUCCACGAUUAACUGCUUGCUACACCUGGACAAUGAACUUCGAGCUAUUGUUCGUGAGCUGUGCUAUGGGAUGAACCUUAAUGCGGCCGAAGCAAUGCUUGAGCAACAGUUAGUGGGGUUGGGAUAUGAUGAUAAGUUCAGAAACAACAUUCAAAUUCAGCUAGAAGAACAACAACAGGUUCAAUUUUUUAUGGCUCUUCGUGAUGAGCUUGAGGGACUUCGUGGGACAAUUUUGCAUUGUAGACCGCUUUCUUCUAUUGAUUCAGUGGUUAGUGAGUUGUUAGCAGAGGAGAUACGUCUUAAAACUCAAACGCAAAAAGGAAUUCUUCCCACACCUAUUCCUUCUGUUUUGGCCGUACCAUCUAGGCCAUCCUCCAAUUAUCAAAGUAAGCCCAAUUUGAAGAGGACACCUACCACCACAACACCAUCCUCUUCAGGGAAAUUGGCAAAUCAACGACCUUAUAAGUCUUCUCAGCCUAAAACUGCAGUAGUUGUAUCGUCAUCAGACUCAUUUGGUUUUGGCAUCACGCCAUCUCCCAAUUCCUCAAUAGCCGCAUUUGCUGAGCAGUUUCAAAAGUUUCUUGCCACACAACCGCAUGCUAUGUCUGCCGCGUCUCCUACAGGUUUGUCAAGUUCUUCAGGUAUGCCUUCUACCAUGUGGGUAUUAGACUCUGGAGCUUCUCAUCAUAUGUCACCUGAUCCCUCAUCUUUUACUUCAUUAUGCCCUAAAUCAUUUGUGUUUGUCAUGACUGCUGAUGGCACUCCUAUGCCUUUAGUAGGUGUUAGUUCAAUUGUCACGCAAAAUAUAUCUCUUCUUAAUGUUUACCACAUUGCUAAACUUACAAUGAAUCUUGUUUCUAUUGGCCAAUUAUGUGUGACUGGUUACUUAGUCCUUUUUUCUUCAAGUUCUUGUCAUGUGCAGGAUCUACAAUCCCAAAAGCUGAUUGGGACAUGCCGUAGGCAGAGGGGAUUAUAUGUUUUGGAUACGCUAAAAGCACCAGAUAUUGCAGCUUCUAGUAUUGACUUGUCAUCUUUUCGCUUAAGUAGUUCUUCUUCUAGUUUUUAUUUAUGGCACUCUUGUCUUGGUCAUGUUUUGGCCUCUCGUUUAAGUUCUUUUUGGGGAGAAACAGUUCUUACAAUAGUCCAUCUAAUUAAAAAGAUCCCAUCAUCUAACACUUCAGGUUAUGGUGAUGGUAAAAAAGGAUACCGUUGCUUUGAUCUAAUUGCACAAAAAUUGUAUGUAUCUCAUUAUGUUGUGUUUCUUGAGCACAUACUUUUCUUUUCUAUUUCUGAUAGCUCUCUUAAUCUGACUAAGUCUCAUCUCAUUCAUAUUGAUCCCUUUUAUGAUGAUGAAGAUAGUUCAUCCUUUAAGGUUCCACAUGCAAUAAAUACAACCCCACCUCGUGUUUCCUACUCUCAUGUUCCAAUUACCCAUUUUCCUCUUCAUUAUUCUUGCAAGGUUCACCCUAGUUUUCCUGUAGAUACUGGUACUUUGGUCCCUGAUGCUCCCUCUCUCCGUACAACCACUUAA
Molecule: messenger RNA, 1626 nt
Organism: Pistacia vera
Lineage: Eukaryota; Viridiplantae; Streptophyta; Magnoliopsida; Sapindales; Anacardiaceae
Exons: 5
Coding region: 1-1626 (541 amino acids)
Source: RefSeq, a predicted model, not a curated record